GCAGCGCAUUUGCGAACGGCCUCGAAUGAAGCCCGCGAAUGAUGCAAGUGCUCGAGUCUUGACCCGACCACUUACGAGUUACGACCCCGUCCCAAGCGCCGCCGAGCCCCCGCACGAGCACGGUGGAAAGCAUGGAGGCGAGCGGCGGCGGCAGCAAGCGGCGGGCCUCCGGCAGCGGCGGCGGCGGCGGCAGCGGCGCUUCGAUGCAGUCGCUCGGCGCCGACCUUCUCUGCGCCGUCUUCGCCCUCCUGGACCACUUCGCCCUCGUCCGCUGCUCCGCCGUCUGCAGAUCAUGGAAUAGGAUCAUUUAUACAUCUGCUUUGAUGAGAGAUCUAUAUUACAAAAGGAAUCCGCGUGUUAAAGAUCCUAAUAUGUUGGUUCCGUCGGAAAUGCCAAUAAAGAAGUACUUGGAGGAGCUGGCCAUGAAUGAACAUAGAUCAGCUUUCUUAAAUGGUUCCGCCGAAGUUCAUCAGUGGAGUGGGCAUCCCGAAAGGGCUAAUUUAUGUCGUAUGAAGAGAGGCGAAAUUUUAACAGGAGUAGGCGAUAAGGUACUUCGCCUAUGGUCUGCAGGAAGUUGCCAAUAUCUUGAUGAGUAUCGAUGUCCAGAUGCGAACCCGUUAAUUGAUUUUGAUUUUGACGAGAACAAGAUUGUUGGUUUGAGUAGUUCGCGACUUUGUAUAUGGAGACGUGAUGAACGAAAAGGUCUAUUCCAAUCACGUGAAGGUAUCUUCCCACGCGGCUUAUGCAUGAGUUAUAUUGAUCCAGAGGUUGUGAUUGGUUGUGAGGAUGGCAGAGCUUGUGUAUUUGAUAUGUAUAGCCGGAGCUGCUCAAGGAUAAUUAGGCUACAGAAUGGCCCCGUGACAUGCUUGACGAUAACAGAUGAACAGUUGAUAGUCGGCGGUUCUACAUUUGGGACAAUUGCUGUUGCAGAUCUAACCUCUGGUGAACGAUUAGCUUUUCUGAAAUCAUCGUUUGCUCCUACAGGGAUGAAAACUUUGUCUUUCAACAUGAAUUCUUUCCUAUUAUUUGCAGGAUCAACCUCUGGUUAUGCUCAUUGCUGGGACCUCCGGACUCUCAGACCACUUUGGGAGAUGCGAGUUAGUCCAAAUGUAAUCUAUUCGACCCAUCACUUGAAUAAUGACACAUCGAUGUUAGCUGUUGGUGGGCUCGAUGGUGUUCUUCGCAUUCUAAACCAAAACACUGGUGAAACUCUUAAAAGCUUCGUCAUCGAUCCCGGGAAUACAGUUCCAAUUUCUUCCAAGGUCAAGCAUCAAGCCAUUGAAAAGAGAAGAGUCAGAUCUCUAUCUGAAGACAUCCGCGUCGAUAGCAUUCCUAGACACUUGCGGCCUCCCAUUACGUGCCUCUCCGUUGGCAUGAAGAAAAUUGUAACAACCCACAAUGAAAAUUUCAUUAGGUUGUGGAGAUUCCGCGGGUAAUUUGGAGAAAUAGUUAUAGAAAUCUCUCUAUUUUUAUCUCUAUUUUUUUAUCUGCAAUAUAUUGUAGCACAGUAUUGUCGUUGAUUGGGUUCCAUAGAUUUGGUAUGCUUUUGGGCUCUACAGAAUUAAGUUAGUUGAUAGGUAUUGAAAGCAUCGUUGGUUUUAUUUUUC
Ananas comosus (pineapple) is the source of this 1607-nucleotide messenger RNA. Its product is annotated as F-box/WD-40 repeat-containing protein At3g52030. The record is from RefSeq and is a predicted model, not a curated record. The transcript has 9 exons. Gene Ontology annotation, molecular function: protein binding. The coding region runs from base 132 to 1436 and encodes 434 amino acids. Lineage: Eukaryota; Viridiplantae; Streptophyta; Magnoliopsida; Poales; Bromeliaceae.